AUGUCAACUUUUUUCAAUUCUAUGUUACCUGCUGAUGAAAGUAUAACUGAACAUGAAUCGCAAAAUAAUAUGGAAAAUAAUGGCUAUGAACAACAUUUAAAUUUAGAAAUCAAUGUAUUACAAAAUAACAUCGACCGAAUAAAAAACAUUGCUCAAAGUAACCCUAACAGUUUGAUGCUCAAAAAUAUAAAACAGUUUAACAAACAAUUGGAAAAAAUAACAUCAUUAUCUGAUUUGGUUGAUUUUAAUUUCAAUAAACUUCGUCGUGCAAAUCGUAUCGGAAACAAGCCAACUUCCAGAUCCAGGCGCAAACGACUAAUAACUUCUGGUGCUAAACGCAUCCAAGCAGGACGACCGUCUUCUAAAGAACAAAACUUCAAGCAAAGGAAAAAACAGAAGGUUCGAAGUCUAGGUAAAAAUUUACUAAACAAUUUGCCACAUGCUAAAUCUCAUUAA
Molecule: messenger RNA, 456 nt
Organism: Macrosiphum euphorbiae (potato aphid)
Lineage: Eukaryota; Metazoa; Arthropoda; Insecta; Hemiptera; Aphididae
Source: the annotation of a GenBank genome assembly